AAUCUUAAACCCCCCCCAUGCAGGAAGUGGACGAAAAUGAAUGAAACACAAAACGUCAAUAUCGCUACUUUGUGAUUGUCAUUGAGAAUCUGAGACUGAUUUAUUGCUGCGAUGGGGCUGGAGCCUCUCGAAUUUGCAGAAUGUUUAACAGACAGUCCAUUCUUCCGUGAAAAACUACAUGAUCACGAGAAGGAAUUGGAGCGUACGAGUAAAGCCAUCAAGCUACUGAUAAACGAUGGGAAUAACCUUCUGCAUGUCGCCAAAAAUCUUGGCCUUGCUCAGCGCAAGUUUGCCACCAAGCUGAUUGACUUUAAGUUUGAGUGCAUUGGCGAGAAGACCACAGAGGAUGAAGACAGAAUAGCUGGUGCCCUAAAGGAGUUUGGGAGGCUGAUCGUCCGUGUAGAGGAUGAGAGGGACAGAAUGAUUUCAAAUGCUGCUGACCAGUUUCAGAGGCUGGAAAAGUUCAGGAAGGAACAGCUUGGUUCUGUCAAGGAGGAGAAAAAAUCAUUUGACAAACAGACAGUCAAGAUUUGUCAGUCGAUGGAACGAUACCUAAAUUUGAAGACGAAGGUCAAUGACAACAUGCUACAGGAGGCUGAUGCUCAGUUAGAGAUGGAGUGUCGAGGAUUCCGAGAGGCCUCCAUGAAAUAUGUACUCAAGGUUCAAGAGGUACAGGAGAGGAAGAAGUUUGACUUUGUUGAAAUGAUUUUGGCAUUCAUGUACAGCUUGUUUACAUUUUAUCAUGAAGGAUUUGAAGCAAAGACUGAAUUAAAUGAUUACUCAUCACAACUUCAGAAGAUAUUGCAGAAGACAAGAGAAAGUUUUGAGAUGACCCGAGAGCAGACUGAAAAAUUGAUGUUAAAAACUUUAGACAAUAGAGGAACGGCUGCUGAGAUGUUGAAGCCUGUUAACCAGACGGGGGCCAGUAAGGGAUGUACACGCGAGGGAUAUCUCUACCUUAUGGAGAAGAAAGCCCUGGGUGUGUCCUGGAAUAAACACUACUGCUGGUACAAGAAGGAAAACAAAGAAUUCCACAUGAUGCCCUAUAACCAGGUGGCCGGUAAACUGAUCCAGUCAACAACUGAAAAACUCAUAUUGAAGUCUUGUGUGCGUCGACCAUCACAGUCAAUAGAAAAACGCUUCUGUUUUGAUCUUACUGUGAUGCUACCAGAUAGCAGACAAGAUCAGAUCACGUUCCAGUCACCGUCUGACCAGGACAGGAAGUUAUGGAUGGAUGUGAUGGACGGCAAGGAACCGGUUUAUAAUGCACCAAAGAGUAAUUCAGAUGAUUCAUCCUUGGAUGACAUAGGAUUUGGUUUUAUAGAAAGGUGUAUCAAAUGUGUUGAAGAAAGAGGACUAUUUGACCAAGGUCUGUACCGUGUUGUGGGGGUCAGCUCCAAGGUCAGCAAACUUAUAUCUCUUGGACUGGAUCCCAAGAAAAAGGAUAAGAUAAAUAUAGAAGAUCCUACCCAGUUUGAAAUCAAGACAGUAACAAGUGCUGUGAAACAUUACCUUAGGUCGUUACCAGAACCACUGAUGACAUUCAAAUUUCACUCGGACUUUAUAGCUGCUGCCAAACAAGAAUCCAAGACACUGCGUAUUCAUGACGUUCAUACUCUAGUUCACAAGCUGCCCGAGGCUAACUUUGAAAUGUUGGAGCUGAUGAUUAGACACUUGAAAAAUAUCUCUGAGCAAAGUGAUAAAAACCUGAUGACGGUGGCUAAUCUUGGGGUGUGUUUUGGUCCGACACUGAUGAGGUCUGAGGAGGAGUCUGUAGCAGCCAUCAUGGACAUCAAGUUCCUAAACAUUGUAGUGGAAUUACUCAUAUUUCACUACGAUAAGAUAUUUAAAACGGCACCCGAGGGGGCUGACAUUAGCGAGAUUCGUGUGGUGCCCUCCUCCACAGCCAUGCUGACAGAGAGGCGUGAACCUAGCAGCAAGUUUGUGCCACUCAAUGAUCACAUGAUGAUGGCUAGUCCAAACACUGGACAUGUAUCCCACGCCCCACAACCUAUUUAUGCAAAUAAGGCACCACGUGCCCCGCCCCAAAGUUACCAACCUGGAAAAGCUAAACUACGUGGGGUAGAGGUGUACAACCCCCAAACAGGAGGUUUUGAAAUGGCCACAGGAAGUAGUACUAGUGGAAGUUCUGAGUCACUGAACUCAAGUCACUCAAACCACGUCUCUAAGAAUACCUCUUCGCCUCCAGUCAACAGCCAUCGCAAGGGCCCUGCCCCCCAGGUCCCUGGUCCCACCUACAGCAAUGUCAACGCACUAGCCAACCGGUUCAACUUACACAUGACAGGGUCGGACGUGCCCACUUUCGGAAGCAUCAAGAAAAGAGGUUCCAAUGACUCCUCAUAUUCCACUUCCAUGACAUCCUCGGUACCGAGUAUGACGGGCAGCCUGACAGGAUCUCUGGGAGGCUCCAGCAACUUCACAAAACCUAAGAAGAGAACGGUGCGGACACUAUACCACUGUGAUGCUGAGAAUGACUCUGAACUAUCUUUUGAACCCAACAUGAUUAUUACAAAUGUGCGGCCUUCCAAGGAACCAGGCUGGUUGGAGGGUAAUCUGGACCACAAGACUGGCCUCAUUCCAGAAAAUUAUGUUGAAUAUGUGGACUGACAUAGGCUAAGCACUGGACACAAGCAUGUUGGAGAGCAAGAUUAAUGUAGACAAGAGUCUGGAUGACCAGAAUCAGUACAGGAGCUUUCUGUUUAUGUCCAAAUGCACAAUGUCAGUGCUUGGUGACCUGUUCCAGAAGACUCAGGGGUGGACGCUAGAAUUAUGAACAACAUGGAUGCACCCUAGUCUGUGGAGAGUAGAAGUCUAUUAAUUGUGGCCAUGGAGGUCGGUGAGGAGAAGGCACUAUAUGACAUCAAAGUAUUAAGUAGUUUUAAUUUAGGUACAGUAUAGGGACACACUGUUAGUGUCUAGCUGGCUUUAAGUACAGUUCAAUGUGCGAAGUAGCAAGUCAGCUGUUUAACAACCAAAUCUUGAUUACCUAUAGAAUUGAAGUAACAGUUUAUACAAUUGUUAAAUACUUUUGAAUUUAAUAUCAUAUAAUUUACACAUGUAGCAUUUUGAUCUUUAUUAUGAAAUACACAACACUUAAACAAAAGGUUCCGAAAUAAAAUUGACCAUUUCUGAGAAAGAUUUUUCGUAUAAGGCAGGUUUCCUUUUACAACCAUAAGUGAAAUACUUAUUGGAGCAAAUUCAUAGAGACUUGAAUUAUUGAUCAUGUCAUUAUCUGAUUUCAAAGGGUUAAGUCAUAACCAGCAGAUGUUUAUUAUCUAUUGAAAUCAUUUUGAUGUUAGUGUGUAUGUUUAAAUCAAGAUCAAUAUGUUACAAGAGACUAGCAAACCCUCAGCAGCUUUUGGAGUACACCUUUGGGGUACACCUUUGGGUACACUUUUGGAGUACACCUUUGGGGUACACUUUUGGAGUACACCUUGUGGGUACUCUUUUGGAGUACACCUUUGGGGUACACUUUUGGAGUACACCUUUUGGGUACUCUUUUGGGGUACACCUUUGGGGUACUCUUGGAGUACACCUUUGGGGCACACUUUUUGAGUACACCUUUUGGGUACUCUUUUGGGGUACACCUUUGGGGUACUCUUGGAGUACACCUUUGGGGUACUCUUGGAGUACACCUUUGGGGUACACUUUUGGAGUACACCUUUGGAGUACUCUUUUGUGGUAAACCUUUGCACAUGUGUAGUGUGACUUGCACAUAAAAGUACCACAUCCUCAUCAUAGUUUAAUGAUAGUAAUUGAUCAAAUUCUAAACUGUAUUUUUUUUUUAAACUUGCACAAGUAUCAACUAUGUCGAUUUAUCAAAGUGCAAUACAUGUUUACUGUACAGGCAAUAACAGAUUGAUGCAGUACUGAUAUGUGUACUAGCUGUAAUCUGAGUGAUUAUAAUGGCAUUAGUGAAUCGUUUUAGAAGCAUUAUAUGCUGCUAACCCACUGAUUCUGUUUAUAACAUAUCAUAAACAACUGUAAUUAUUUAUAUAUAAUUUAUACAUUCAAAUUAACAAAAUGAACUAGUUAAGUAUAAGGGCAGGGUACUCUCCAAGCAUAAAGUAUUAAAAUAAACUACUUCAUUGGUCCAGAAAAUAAUAUCAUUUUCUCAAUGCCAGAAAUCGUCUGUUUUUCUGAUAAUGUUUUUACCUACUGAAAAUAAAAUGUUAUAGGAUGUUGUCACAAUAUGAAAUGAAUUAAAGACAUUUAGCUAAUCUUAAGAUGUCUUAAAUGAAACAGUGCUAUCUUGUUUCAUAAAUCUUAUAUAAAAACUCAUUAACUAUUCUAUACAUGUAUAUGCAGUCUUACCAGAUCUGGUUACUUAGUAUGUACCACACACAAACCCUGGAGACUUGUGAAGAAGAGUAUUAUUACUGACCACUGUGAUACUAGUACUUGACAGUGUUUUUAUAUUAUUUACUAACUUUAUACUCAUCAGUACAGGCUGUAUUGUACACAGAGCUCUAAGGUGUAUUGUGAGAUAUGUAAACAUUUAUUUACUGAGAUUUUACCCCAAAAACUUAAUAUUACAUAUAUAAAAUAUAAUCAUUAACUUAAAUAUAGUUCUAACUUAAGAUUUAUUAGUAUAAACUGCACAAUGGGAUUCAUUAAUCACACCAGGCACAAAUCCAGUAGAAGUACAUAUUGUAAACAUGUCCGGAAUAGAUCGGACAAUCACGUGGUAUUAUAUACAUGUAGUAGCUACCUUAGGUAUGGCAAGUUACAUCCAAAGGCUUCUGUAACCAUGGUUUUUAAUUGAAACAAACAUUUGUGAACUUGUUACACAUUAAUUAUAUACACUGUAUAGCACUUGACUAGAAGUUUUAGUAAUACUACUGAGUGCAUUCGCAGCCUGAACAAAAUGUAUACAAAGCAAAUGUGUUGCCAUUUCAAUAGAAAUAACUUUGCAACAACAUUUGACUAUCGGGCGUAGCUAACCCUUGGUCGGAGUGCAUUCGUUUAGGAGCAGGUACAGGGCAGGGCCUUGGUAGACGGACAAAGGGGUACAACAAGCAGUGUUUUUAUUUCAUUCGUUUUUCUGUUUGAAAAUUGAGUGGUUUCACUGGUGUACCAGUGUAUAGGCAGCUGCGCGCCUGACUAUUAACUGUGUUCCUCAACUUUUAACCCUGGUUUUAAUGGUGAAGUUUUUAUCAAGUGAAGUUAAAGCACUAUACAGCAGAACUAUUAAUUAGAAGAAAAGAAAAAAAUUACUUGGAGAGCCUACAUCCUCACAAUAGGGUUUGAUAGAGCAAGAUCAGACUUUGUUGAUUUUACCUGAGGUUUUAAAAAUGUGAUUUUAGAGAUCAGUGAAAUACACUUUUAAGGAGUAGGAAUUGAAAAGUUACAAUGUAUGACUCACUAUGGUUUUAAAACAGUUCGAAUUCUGGUAGUUCAAUAAGAUUUAUUGAUACGUUAAUAUUACAGUUUGAGCAAGUUGUCUCCCUUUGAUUUUUUUGUUUGGUUGAAUGUUAACAUUCCAUUGAUAACUAUCCUUUCCUACCUCACACAUCAUCAAUGGUCUCUGCUGCAGUCAGUCUAGACUGUGCUAUUGUGGAGUUUAGGGGUGGUCAGGUUAGUUUAAGAUUUUGAUUUUUACCAAGGGCAGAAAUGAUACCAGAUAAUAAAAUCUAAAUCGUAGCAAGCUAAUACUUAAAUUUAAAUUUGGAUUUUUAUGAGAUUAUGUUUCUUUUUAAUUUUUACUUGAUAAAAUAUGUCAUUUAUAUUGCAUAGUACAUUUACUAGUAUACGAAAAAUAAUUGUUAACGUGAUGGAUCUUUUCUGAGGACACUUAAUGUAUGACUAAACAAUUGUAUUAAGGCAAUACAUCAGGUGUACUUCAUAUCCAAUUGUUGCAUUAAUUACUGCUGUGUCGGCUAUUUUCAUGAUUUAUGUCUCCAUUGAUCACAAGUAUCAUACUCAGUAACAUUCUGUUAUGUUGGAAAGGAGAAGAGUUUGUGUUGUAAGACUGAAAUAAAUCAUUGUUAUACCUGAUAGAUGGACACAGAAAUUGUAGCCUGUUUUUAUAUACUGGUACAGCAAAGGUAUCGGAGAGCUUAAUGUUUUAUCAACCUAUACAUAAUUAAUGGAUUCAAACAACGGAAGGAUAAGAAAGGUGACUGAUGAGAGGCAUUACAUUUAUACCGUUGGAAAGUCACAAGAGCAGGUUAGCUACAUGUCAUCAUAUUUACCAGGAAAUAGAAUAAUGCUCUCAAUAAUUUCAUGAUUAUGUAACUAGCUUGCAUGGAUUAAUCGCAUUUAACCUAAGGUGCACAAAGAAGGACCCAUUAUUUAUUUCACCUAUGCAUAUGUCUGAGAAACAUGACUUUUAUACCAUGUACAUAUAUUUGUUGUCUGUUAGUCCUAACCAAAUGUUGUUGUACGGUCGGAUUAUAGCUUCUCCUCUAGUUAUGGACGUUGUCAAUUUAUUUGUUUUAUAAUUGUGUUAUUUCUACCGUGUACAUGUUUCAGACUUCUAUCAGUAGAUAUGUAUGAUUUACUUGGUGUGUAACAGGUAUCCUGAUACAGGUGCAUCAAAGCAUUGUCUUACCUUAUAGUGAAGAAAAGAUUUACAAUACAGUAAAAUAACAAAUUUUGUCAAUUUAAAGAUUUAUAAACUUGUAAUAGGUCAGUAGGAUAUUUGGACCAGUAUCUACAUCAUAUAGGUCAGACCUUGUAAUGUCAGUAGGUUUUUUGGACCAGUAUCUACAUCAUAUAGGUCAGACCUUGUAAUGUCAGUAGGAUAUUUGGACCAGUAGCUACAUCAUAUAGGUCAGACCUUGUUAUGUCAGUAGGUUAUUUGGACCAGUGACAUCAUAAAGGUCAGACCUUGUAAUGUCAGUAGGUUAUUUGAACCAGUGACAUCAUAAAGGUCAGACCUUGUAAUGUCAGUAGGUUAUUUGAACCAGUAGCUACAUCAUAUAGGUCAGACCUUGUAAUGUCAGUAGGAUAUUUGGACCAGUAGCUAUAUUAUAUAGGUCUGACCUUGUUUCUUUAGUUUGUUGUCUAACUUUAUUGUUACAUUAUGUAGACGACAGCAGAAGGUGUUAAGGAAAGUUAAACAGAAGUGUUAAUGUGUCAAAAGCUUAAUUCAAGGUCCAUUAAAUUUACAUUAUCAAAUAGUGACCAAAGAAAAAUCUAUAAAGAUUUACUAUAUUGUUUUAAUGGCCUAAAAUGGUCAUGGCUUCCGGUAACCCUCAUGAGCUCUGGGAACAGAAGCCCAUGCAAUGGGUAAUAUGAUUAAAUUCAAAACCGAUAACCCAAGAUUUUGGUAACUUUUAAAGCAGUCAGUCGCAUAGCUUAGGGGUAGCAUUUCAGGUGUUCAUACAAAUUCCGCCAAAUGCCUGAAACUAAGACAGGAGGACCCUGACGGGGCACUGCCAUCAAAUUUACAAUAUAUUGACGAAACAAAAAUAUAUUUAAACUAUAUCUGUGCAUAUGAAAGUUUAUCCCGUUAAUAGUAUUUAUAUAGAAAUUUAAAUAUUACUUAUAAAAAACGAUUGUGUAUUAAGAUGAAGAUAGUGUGAUUGAAAAUUAUUGAAAAGUAUUACAUGUAUCGAUAAUAGAUUUGAAGAGGUAUAAAGAAUGUAUGUCAUAGUCUUUUUAUCAAAUAUUCAAUCUUUUAUAUAUGCUGGCUUGGGUUACCAAAAAUAUCAGAAUUUUAAUCAAAUAAUCGAUAUUUUACAAUUAAAAUGCACAAUUAUUUAGACUUAAUAUUUCCUUUGAAUGCAAAUGUUAGUUCUUGCAUCAUAAUUAACAGAUUAUUUAUAUGUUUUGCAUUUAUUUAGCUAAUGUUUCAUUGAAAAUAAUCACUCAGUAUCAUCAUAAUGAGAAAAAAAACGUGAACCUGUCUUCCCAAAUGAACCAUUGCUUUCAGUGUGAAUUUGUCCGGUUCUACCUCCAAUGGAUUUGACAAAUAAUUGUAUAAUUUUUGUAUUUUAGUAAUUUUGUCAAUGGACGUUUUGAUUAUCUUCCUUAACAGAUAGACCGACUGCACAUUCCAUAGGACUAUCUCAUUAAUACAGUUGGUUGUUGUCAUUGUAUAUAUUAUUUACUUAUUAUAUUUUUCUUCGGUGCUUAUUUGUUUCACAGUGGAUAUGCUAGGACAGAGAAGCUAUAACCGACCAAAUGUGUUCAUAUAUUUCUAUGUACUGUUGACAUAUUGUAGACGGCAAUGUAUUGUGUAAAAAGAUCAGAUUCUUUUACAUGCGAGAAUUAUACAGGUCAUUCUGUAAAAUUACUCAUUUAAAAUAAAGAAAAGAAGAGAA
Messenger RNA from Mizuhopecten yessoensis (Yesso scallop), 8291 nucleotides. Its product is annotated as rho GTPase-activating protein 26-like. Gene Ontology annotation, cellular component: cytoplasm. NCBI's taxonomy places the organism in Eukaryota, Metazoa, Mollusca, Bivalvia, Pectinida, Pectinidae. The coding region runs from base 112 to 2628 and encodes 838 amino acids. Gene Ontology annotation, molecular function: GTPase activator activity; protein binding. Gene Ontology annotation, biological process: signal transduction. The transcript is spliced from 28 exons. The record is from RefSeq and is a predicted model, not a curated record.